Messenger RNA from Mycena citricolor, 1158 nucleotides. Lineage: Eukaryota; Fungi; Basidiomycota; Agaricomycetes; Agaricales; Mycenaceae. The record is from the annotation of a GenBank genome assembly.
CGCCUGGCGUCCCAGCUGGGUAACUUCGCCAUUGAUCGUGAUGGAUUGGUUCCUCCCCACCCACUUUCUGCACUUUUCUCGGCUGGCGGCGCUUUUAUAAAGGUUGGGAUGGACUGGCGGAGGGAAUAAAGCCAUUUGUGCUCCCUAUUCAACUCGCUGCCCUCCUUGCCCGCCCUCCUCGCUGCGUUUAAUUCGAUCGAAGAUGGCCCGAAGCUCGAAAGCAACUGCUCCAUCGCUCAUUAGCAAAGUAUCCAAGAAACACCCUGCAUGCCACUCUCCGCCGUUUGCCCAUGCCUGCCCGGAGCCUGGAUGCGGCAAGAGCUGGGCGAGGGCGUACGACCUGAAGCGUCACCUGCUCACCCACCUGCCCCGCGAGGAGAAGGAGUCUGUUAUGCUGCACUGUCUGGUGAAGGACUGCGAGUUCAGGACCUUGCAGCAGGGCAACCUCAACAUCCACAUGAACGUUGUCCACACGAGGAAGCGCCCGCACCACUGUCCUGUCGUGGGCUGCGAAUUCUCGACUUCGGAUCCGGCGAUCAUCAACCGACACCAGAAGAAGCACAUCGCGCGCGGCGAACUGAAGGAGGCGCACGCUCCCGUGGCGCGCCCGAAGAAGGUCUCCGCCGCUGCCACCGUACGGUACAGCGACGACGACGCGUCCUCUACCGCGUCGUCGAGCGCAGCGCCCUCCCCGACCCUGAGUUUCUUAAAUGCGGUUUCUUCCCCCUCGGGCUCGGGCUCCGGCUCCCGACGGUCGUCCCUCUCCCUCUCCCUCUCCCCCUACUCCGCCUAUCCUCCCUCGUCGCUCAUUCCGUCUUUGGGCCACUCCGUGCUGGAUGUGGAUCCCUCCCACGUGCGGGUCCCCUGGGACUCGCCAGCGUACGGGAGACCCGAGCACGAGUGCUCUCCCGCUAGCGUCGCCUUCACGAGCCCGCGGACGCACCCGCCGGUGCUGGGCGGGUACGAGAGUGUCCACGCCCCCUGGGUGCUCGAUCCGCACCUGCUCCUGACGCCGCCGCCGGCUUUCGAUUCCAGCGACUAUGUGCUGUUUGACGAUCCCCUCGCCUUGUUGUAGGAUAGUACAUAUAAGUGCAGGUAUGUAGCAGUGACAGGGGCAUCGAUAAUGAUUAUUGUAAAUUAUCUGGGCGUUGGUUGGUA